This is a messenger RNA of Peronospora matthiolae, 498 nucleotides long. The record is from the annotation of a GenBank genome assembly. Lineage: Eukaryota; Oomycota; Peronosporomycetes; Peronosporales; Peronosporaceae.
AUGGACGACUCGAGUAUCACGCAGAGCGUGGUCGCACGCGCCGUAACGUUCGCCGAAGAGUCUCGCGAGAGCUGCUGGAAACGGAGCAUCGUAGCGUGUGCGGCUGGAGCGACAAUGGGCGUCGGUCUUGGCACGUUCCUCGGCACGUUUGAAGGCGCGCAUGGAGAAUUGGUGGGCCGCACUAUGCGGCAACAGCUCUACAAUGGCUUUAGGAAGUCGAUCACAGCUGGCUACGUGCGUAGCGUCUACUUCUCCAAGGAGUUUGCGCUAGUUGGAAGCAUCUUUGCUGGCGUCGAGUGCGUCAUUGAGCGCCAACGAGCAAGGCAUGAUAUCGUGAACCCCAUCUUGGCUGGCGGUGUGUCGGGCGGCGUGCUGGGCGCAUGGGCCGCGCGGACUUCUGGCGCAAAAGUGUUGGUGCGGAAUACUGCGAAAGGCGCAGCAGGUUUUGCUGUGAUGGCCGUUGUGUUUGAAAAGGGCAUGGAACUUCUGAUGAAUUAG